Morchella importuna is the source of this 1362-nucleotide messenger RNA. RefSeq lists its product as uncharacterized. Lineage: Eukaryota; Fungi; Ascomycota; Pezizomycetes; Pezizales; Morchellaceae. Gene Ontology annotation, molecular function: dihydrolipoyllysine-residue acetyltransferase activity. The coding region runs from base 1 to 1362 and encodes 453 amino acids. Gene Ontology annotation, biological process: pyruvate decarboxylation to acetyl-CoA. The record is from RefSeq and is a predicted model, not a curated record. The transcript has 6 exons. Gene Ontology annotation, cellular component: pyruvate dehydrogenase complex.
AUGUCGGCCUCAGCAGUUCUUUCAAGAGCUUCAUCUCGCGGAGUGGCUUCGUGCCUGAGGAGCAGUGGUAUUAAGAGUGCUGGCUUCUUGAGAGUUAGGAAUCAACCUCAAUGCCUUUCUGCGCUCUCCCGAUACUAUGCCUCAAAAUCAUACCCCCCUCACACCGUCGUCACCAUGCCAGCGCUCUCCCCUACGAUGACCGCAGGUAACAUUGGGACAUGGCAGAAGAACCCCGGUGACACUAUCAGCCCUGGAGAUGUUUUGGUUGAGAUCGAGACGGACAAGGCUCAGAUGGACUUUGAGUUCCAGGAGGAUGGUGUCCUGGCCAAGAUCCUGAGGGAUAGCGGAUCGAAGGAUGUCGCUGUCGGAAACCCAAUUGCCAUUCUUGUAGAGGAGGGUGAAGACAUCGGUGCCUUCGCCGACUUCACUGUCGAGAGCGCUGGCGGCGAUGUGAAAUCUGAGGAGCCAACCUCCAGCGGUGGCAAGCUUGAGACUGUUCUUGACCGCGAAGGGCGUAUUGCGAUCUCGCCUGUCGCCAAGAAGCUUGCUCUUGAGAAGGGCAUUGCUUUGAAGGACAUCAAGGGAACUGGUGAGGGUGGACGCAUCACCAAGGCCGAUGUUGAGAAAGCCAAGCCCAGCAAUGUUUCCGCAGCCCCCAGCGGAGCCAGCAGCACCGAUGUUCCGUUGACUUCUAUGCGUAAGACCAUUGCUAGCCGCCUUACCCAGUCUAAGAACACCAACCCCCACUACUACGUUUCCAGCACCCUCUCUGUCGGAAAGCUUCUCAAGCUUCGCCAGGCCCUUAACGCCACGGCCAAUGGCGAGUACAAGCUUUCGGUCAAUGACUUCAUGAUCAAGGCUGUUGCUGCGGCGCUUAUCAAGGUCCCUACCGUCAACUCCUCCUACCGUGAGGAUGAAGGCGUGAUCCGCACCUUCAACACCGCCGACAUCUCUGUUGCCGUUGCCACACCAGUCGGACUUAUGACCCCCAUUGUCAAGGGCGCCGAUUCAAGGGGAUUGGCUUCUAUCUCUCAGGAAGUCAAGGCUUUGUCCGGAAAGGCUAGGGAUGGUAAGCUGAAGCCGGAGGAGUACCAGGGCGGUACCUUCACCAUCUCCAACAUGGGAAUGAACCCCGCUGUUGAGAGAUUCACAGCUAUCAUCAACCCCCCACAGGCCGGUAUCUUGGCUGUAGGAACAGUCAGGAAGGUCGCUAUUCAGGGUGCGGAUGGUGGUAUUGAGUGGGAUGAUCAGAUUGUUGUCACUGGAUCUUUUGAUCACCGGGUUGUUGACGGAGCUGUCGGUGGUGAGUUCUUGAAGGCUUUGAAGAACUUUGUGGAGAACCCACUUGAGCUAUUGCUGUAA